Molecule: messenger RNA, 1475 nt
Organism: Pyrgilauda ruficollis (rufous-necked snowfinch)
Lineage: Eukaryota; Metazoa; Chordata; Aves; Passeriformes; Passeridae
Gene: RABGGTA
Product: Rab geranylgeranyltransferase subunit alpha
Exons: 14
Biological process (GO): protein geranylgeranylation
Cellular component (GO): cytoplasm; Rab-protein geranylgeranyltransferase complex
Molecular function (GO): Rab geranylgeranyltransferase activity; zinc ion binding
Source: RefSeq, a predicted model, not a curated record
CGGUGUAUCCCAUCGCGCCCCGCGCGCCGCACAGGCGGCGUUUGCCGGCUUUGUGCCUCGGUGUAUCCCAGCAUGCCCCGCGCCGCCGCCAUUCCCGGCAGCCCCCGCGCCGCCCUCAGCAGCCGCCGCCGCUGCCGCCGCUCCGGUCCCGGAUCCCCCCGCGCCGAGUGAGGAAAUGCACGGGCGGCUCAAGCUCCGCUCCCCGGACUCGGCGCGGCGCCGGCAGCGGGAGGAGAAACUGAGGCACUACCGGGAGGCCAUGGACACCCUGCUGGGGGGGGCGCUGCCCGCCCAGGUGCUGUCCCUCACGGGCUCGGUCCUGGCCGCCAAUCCCGACGUGGGCACCUGCUGGAACCUGCGCCGCCGGGCACUGGGAGCGCUGGGAGGGGACUGGGUGCCCUCGGAGCUGUCGUUCGUGGGGCAGUGCCUGGGGGUGAACCCCAAAUCCUACGGGGCGUGGCACCACCGGGGCUGGGUGCUGGGCCACGCCCCGGCGCCCCCUGCUGGCCGGGAGGACCUGGCGCUGUGCGAGCGCCUCCUGGCGGCCGACCCCCGCAACUUCCACGCCUGGGAGCACCGGCGGGCUCUGGUGGCCGGCCAGGACCCCGAGGCCGAGCUGGCCUUCGCCGGGGCCCUGCUGAGCCGCGACUUCUCCAACUUCUCGGCCUGGCACCACCGGCUGCGGCUGCUGGCGCCCGCCCGGAGCCGCGGGCAGGGCGAGGCCGGGGCGCUGCCCCCCGAGAGGCUGAAGGAAGAGCUGGAGCUGGUGCAAAACGCCGUCUUCACCGACCCCACGGACCAAAGCGCCUGGGUGUACCUGCGCUGCAUCCUCUCCCGAGCCCCCCCACCUCCGAGGGUCAUCUGUGUCCACGUCGACCGCGAGGACACGACGCUGGCCGUCAUCUUCUCCCGGCCUGUCAAGGUGAACCCAGAGUGCCCAGAGCUGACAGCAACCCUGGAUGGCUCCGCCCUGGCCGGGCCCUGGCGCUCAGCGGAGGGGCGGCCACGCCCCAGCCACACCUGGCUCUGCGACCUCCCUGCCCCGCCCACCGAGCGCCCCGCCCACCUGGAGGUCACCUGGGCGCCUGACUCCGCCCUCCGCCAGGUGACGCUGCUGCCAGGUGAGGCGGAGGCUUGGUGGCAGGAGCCAAUAGUGGAGAGGGAGCUGUUCUGGCCGGAGCUGGGCGUGGCCGAUCCUCAGGUGCUGCAGGAUCAGGUGCAGAUGUGCCAGGAGCUGCUGGAGCUCGAGCCCCAGAGCCGCGGUGAGAGCCUAAAAAACCCCAAAAACACCCCAAAAACACUCCCAAAACACCCUAAAAAACAUCCCAGAAACACACCCAAAAUACACCAAAAAACACCCCAAAAAACACCCAAACCCAAUCCUAGGCCGGAGCUGGGCGUGGCCGAUCCUCAGGUGCUGCAGGAUCAGGUGCAGAUGUGCCAGGAGCUGCUGGAGCUCGAGCCCCAGAGCCGCG